AUGGCAUCUCUAGAACGCUUUGUUACAAGGCUGCAGGACCCGAGCCUAGACCUGGGCGCGCAACACGCCGUCCUGUCCGAGCUUUGUGAUACUCUGGAGACCUACAAUGGUGCCCAGGAGUAUGAGCAUUUUCUCAAGAGCCUGAUGCCGGUUUUUUUCCAGCUUCUCGACUCUGUGCCCGUCAGCAUGGUGUCCAAUUCGCCUGAGCAGAAGCUGCGGCACUUGGUGCUGGACAUCAUUCACCGUUUGCCUGUUAACGAGGCUUUCCAGCCGUACAGCGUCCAGGUUUUGGACGUGUUGACGAAAUUAAUCAGAGAGGAAAACGAAGAGAACGGAAUACAGUGUAUGAAGAUCAUUGCGUCGCUGCACAAGAGCUACAAGACGAAGUUUGCCGACAGAGUGCAGGAAUUCAUCGAUAUUCUACGAGAAAUUUACAGCAACAUCCCGCAAGUCGUCGACGAGCAGUUCGGCGGCCACGACGAGUCGUCAGCUCCACCGACAAGUGGCUCGCCUGGCUCGCUGGAGUUGGAGGAAAACCCGUCCAAGACGCUGUUCAAGGCGACUCAUUCGUUCAAGAUGAUCGCCGAGUGUCCGAUAACAAUGGUUUCGCUUUACUCGUCGUACAAGGAGAUCAUCGACGGCUCGGUUGCCAACUUUAUUCCGCAGGUUAUCGGGUUGCUGAGAUUGCAGGCCAAGAAGCAACAGGAGGCCCACGAGGCCGCCAAGGCACGUGGCGAGUACGUCACCGGGGUGACGAAGGAGAUCAAGAACCGUGCCUUAUAUGCCGACUUCAUUCUGGGCCAGGUCAAGGCCGCCUCUUUUCUGGCGUACGUGUUUAUCCGGCGCGGAGCCAACUCUGCGCUCGAGCCGUUUCUGGGCGAGAUUCCGGACCUCAUAGUGCGAUUGUUGCAGGACUGUCCGCCGGAGCUUGCCACGGCCAGAAGAGAGCUUUUGCAUGCCACCAGACACAUCUUGUCGACCGAGUUCCGCUCGUUGUUUCUGCCCAAAAUGGAUCUUCUCUUUGACGACCGUGUGAUCAUCGGCGAGGGCCUGACUGCGCACGAGACACUGCGGCCGCUCGCUUACUCGAUCGUCGCAGACUUUAUCCACGUCAACGGCAAUUUAUCGACCGACCGCAUUUGGAAGAGCGUUCAGCUAUACUGCGAUCACCUGCAGGACGCGACUUUGGCCCAGACCGUGCACAUCAUGAGCGCCAAGCUGCUGCUGAAUCUCGUGGACCGCGUUUUGAAGCUGGACGACAAAGAGAACGGACGCCAGCUGUUUCUGAUCAUGAUCAACGCGUUUGUGAAGCGGUUUGCGCUGCUGAACAGACAGUACGCCGAAAUUGUGCAGCAGCAUGAGAAAUUUGUGCAAAACAAGGAACAGAAACGCGUCGACAGCCUGUCCUGGCGCAGCAAGGCAGAACAGCUCACCGGUAAGCCUCUGUUUGGUGCGGAGGAUCCGAAACCAGAAGCGAAACCGGAAUCGAACGCCGCUGACGCCAUGGACAUCGACUCGCCAGAAUACACUUUCUAUGAGAUGCAGCGCGAGCUGCCGAUCCACCUCGCGCAGCCGUCGCCUCAGGACCCGCUCGAGAGCGCCAAGUACCUGUUCCGGACGCUGAUGACGUUCCUAAAGUCGAUUUUUUAUGGGUUCCGGAGCUGCAACCCGCCUCCACAAAAGGACUACACGCCGCAGGUGUGGAACGACUGUGCGCGGAUUGUGAGCAGCGAGGAGAUCAACAUACUGAAAGAGCUGUUCCGCGAGUGCAUUUUUGGGCUGCGGUUCUUCCAGAGCUCGAAACCUGUGCUCAGCAGCGCGCAAGUGAAGCAGACGUUCGACGUGAGCGGGCCAAACCUGCCGAUCACCUCGUCCAAGGAGGAAAAAGACCUGAUGGAGAUCCUGGCCACGAUGUUCAUCUAUCUGGAGCCGUCUGCGUUUAACGAGGUGAUGCAGUCGCAGCUGGAGCUGAUGUUCGACGCGAUGCUGAAAAACGCCGCGCUGUUGCACAUCCCGCAGUUCUUCCUGGCCAGCGAGACCACGACGUCCAACUUCUCCGGCAUUUUGAUCAUCUUCGUCAUGUCAAAGCUCGGCGAGCUCGGCGAGAUGGACAUAGUCAAGUCCAACAUCCUGAUCCGGCUCUUCAAGCUGUGCUUCAUGUCGGUCAACCUGUUCCAGGCCGCCAACGAGACCGUCAUCCUGCCGCAUCUCAACAAGAUGAUCCUGCGCUCGCUGGAGUACACCACCACUGCCAAGGAGCCCAUCGUGUACUUCUACCUCAUCCGGACGCUCUUCCGCAGCAUCGGCGGCGGCAGGUUCGAAGCUCUCUAUAAAGAGAUCCUGCCGCUGCUGCAGGUGCUGCUCGAAUCGCUCAACAGACUCAUCCAGAGCGCCAGAAGACCGCAGGAGCGCGAUAUCUACGUCGAGUUGUGUCUUACCGUUCCUGUGCGGCUCAGCGUGCUGGUCCCGCACCUCAGCUACCUGAUGCGCCCGCUCGUGUACGCCCUGAACGGCUCGCAGGAGCUGAUCAGCCAGGGUCUGCGCACGCUGGAGCUCUGCGUCGACAACCUGACCGCCGAGUACUUCGACCCGAUCAUCGAGCCCGUCAUCGAGGACGUGAUGAAGGCGCUCUGGAAGCACCUGCGCCCGCUGCCGUACUACCACCAGCACUCGCACACCACGUUCCGGCUGCUGGGCAAGCUGGGCGGCCGCAACCACAAUUUCAUCGGGCUGCACCACGAUUUGCAGGGUAGCACGGCCACGAACCAGGAGCUGGAGGCACUGUUCCGCAUCGAGGGCCUGCCAAAUGAGACCCCAGUGUCCAUCACGGCGGGCAUCUCCACCGCGCUCAACACGCUCGUCAACACCCGCUACAAGAUGCACUACCGCGUGAGUGCGUUCAAGUACCUCUCUGCUGUGCUCAAGCUCUUCAUCGACACAGACGCCGUGCCGGCGGAUCUCGACGCACGCAUCCAGCAGGUGAUCAGUCACGUGACCAACGAGGCCAAGGCCAAGGAGCUCGGCACGAGCGGCGAGAUCGUGCUGGCUGCGGACAACGUGAAGGACCCGGCACGGUUCACGCGGCAGGAGGAGCUGCUCGUGCGGCUUCUGGAGGCGCUGUUCUACGCGGUGUCGAUCGACGAGGUGCGCGACGAGGCGGCCGCGCUGAUCCAGGGGAUCUGCGAGCACUACGUGCUGCUCUUUUUCGGGCGCACGAUGGUGGACGCGUACAAGUUCAACCGCAGGUUCAGUGUGAGCGACCACGAGGGCAAGAAGUCGCUGAACGAGAACACCAUUUUUGACGCCAUCUCGUACGCUCUCAGCUUCCACAUCAAGGCCGUCCGCGACGCGGGCGUGGACGCGGUGCGCACGAUUUUCAACGCGUGCGUGACGCUCUUUGGCAGCAUUGACGACGCGAUCAAGUUUCUGCCGAUCCGGCGCAUGUGCUCCAAGUUUGUGCACUGCUGCUUCGAGGAGGCGUACUACACGAAACUGGGCGGAUGCCUGGGGCUGCAGACGAUGAUGUACGAGCUGGACAUUCCUGUGCAGUACUUUGCGCUGCGGCAGCUGGAGAUCUGCCGCGCGAUGUUCUUUGUGCUGCGCGACACGCCGCCGGACGUGCCGUCCGAAGUCUGUCGCGUGGCAAAGCAGCUCGUGCUCAAGCUGCUGAACGACUGCAACCGCGAGGUCUCCAAGGAAGCGGUGUUCCAGCAACCGUUCCAGUCGGUGGUGAGCCAGAUCGUGUUUGACCUGAGCAACUCGAACCCGAACGUGCGCGAGACGGCGCAGGAGGCGCUCGAGACGCUCUCGCACGUGACCCAGGUCCCCGUCGCGACGAUGAUCUCGCCGAGCAAGGGCAUUCUGCUGGCGCCGAUCUUCGGCAAGCCGCUGCGCGCACUGCCGUUCCACAUGCAGAUCGGCAACAUCGACGCCAUCACGUUCUGUCUCGGGCUCGAGGACACGUUUUUGGAGUUCAACGACGAGCUGAACAGACUGCUCUCCGAGGCGCUCGCGCUCGUCGACGCGGAGGACGAGUCGCUGAUCAGCGCGCACCGCAUUUCCGAGCACCGCACGUCCGAGCAGCUUGUGAAGCUGCGUGUCGUGUGCAUCAAGCUGCUGUCGCUUGCGCUCACCAAACCGGCGUUUUCCAACGGCAACCCGCAGAUCCGGAUCCGCAUCCUUGGCGUCUUCUUCAAGACGCUGUGUGCCAAGUCGUCGCAGAUCAUCAACGCGGCACACGCCGGGCUCAAGCAGGUGCUGUCGCAGAACUCCAAGCUGCCCAAGGAGCUGCUGCAGAGCGGUCUGCGGCCGAUGCUCAUGAACCUCUCGGACCACAAGAAGCUGUCUGUGUCUGGGCUGGAGGCGCUAUCGCGGCUUCUGGAGCUGCUCAUCUCGUACUUCAAGGUCGAAAUCGGCCGCAAACUGCUUGACCACCUAAUGGCAUGGGCCCAGCCGCAGACUCUGCAACGCAUCGCCCUACAGGAGCUCGACAAUAACUCGACCGUUCAGAUCAUCGUCGCCAUCCUCAACAUCUUCCACCUGCUGCCCCCACAGGCGUACACUUUUAUGGAAGAGCUGCUGAGCACGCUGCUGUACCUCGAGACGCACCUGCGCCGUCACCAGACAUCUCCGUUCCGGCUCCCGAUCGCCAAGUUCCUCAACCGGUUCAGCGAGCACUCCGUGACCUACUUCAUCCAGAAGUUCAGCCACAGGACGUACGGCUGCUGGCUUGCGUACUUUGUCGCCCUGCCAGACUCGCCCGAGCUCCGCAGCCAGGUCCGCGCACAACUGGACACCUUUGCCAAGAGCCUGGCCGACGAGCAGGACCAGAACGUGCGCUACGUGAAAUUCGCCAACCUGGUAGACCUUGUUGCCGCGAUCGCGCACACGGACCGCGACUGGCUCAAGCAGCAGCAACCGCUCUUCCAGCAGCUUUUCGACGCGUCGGUGCAGUCGAUCGAGUACGCGAAAACCGCCGGGCUCAAGUCCGACUGCCAUUUCAUGCUCGAACAGGCGAUGGACAAACUGCAGACGACCUACGUCCAUUUCCUCGAGGCAACUGGCGCAGGAACGGAGGAGACGCUUGCCCUCGUGGCGUUUGUGACCGCGAAACAGGUAGCAGUGUCGCCAGCUUUUGAGGACUACACGUUUGAGAGAAUCGUCAAGAACACAAGCGUCGAGCUGCGCCAGGCAUAUCUGAGCGCCAUCCUCGAAGCUCUCGGCACAGACGUCUGCAUGGGCGCCAAGCUGUACUUGUUGCGCAAUAUACUGCUGCCAACGCUGCUGUUCGAGCUGCACGAGAACGGAAACCUUGCAGGGCUUGUGAACGACGCCUGGCUCGGUGCUGUGAACGAAAAAAUCUGGAAAGCAAACCACCACGGAGAGGAAACGGGCUCGUUUGACUCGUACCGCGUGGAGCUUCUGCAACUGACCGCGCUGCUGGAGAAAACGUCACCGGAGCUAAUUGCCGACUAUAAAAAAGACGUGAUCAAGUUCAACUGGAACCUGAUCACGCUGGACGACGCUAUCACGAAACAGGCCGCUUACGUGUCGACGGCGUACUUCAUCGCUGCGUUUGAGACGCCGGCGAAGUUGGUGACGCAGAUCUUCGUGGCGCUGCUGCGCGCCAACCAGAUCGACGUGCGGUACCUUGUGCGACAGGCGCUGGACAUCCUUGCCCCUGUGCUGGAGACCCGCAUCGGGUCCAGCAUGGAGUGGCUCAAGUGGCCGCGCCGCGUGCUGUCCGAGGACGGCUUCAACGUGACCCAGGUGCUUAACGUGUACCAGUUUAUUGUGCACCACGCAGACCUGUUCUACGAGGCACGUGACCAGUUUGUGCCGAACAUCAUCACUGCCGUGGGCAAGCUGACGAUAUUGAACAACAGCUCGACCGAGAACCAGGUCCUGGCGAUCGACAUGGGCGAGCUGAUUUUGAAUUGGGAGACCAAGGCGAAGGAGGAGGCGGCGGGCACCGGCGACGGCGACAAGAUGGACGUCGACUCGGACGCCAAGACGUACACGGUGCCAUUUGGCCAGCGCGAGACCUGUAUCACGUUCCUCAUCCGCUACGUCUGCAUCAGCCAACAGCGCGCGUCAGAGAACGAGCUGGGACAGCGUGCGCUCAACAUUCUGCACAUUCUGCUGUCUCCAAAGUACUGGCCCGAGGUGACAGUCAAGCUUGCCUUUUUUGAGCGGUUCUUGGUGGCCGCGGACUUCAGCACGAGCAACGUGCUAGGCUACUGUUUGAACGCGCUGGAGGUGCUGGGUGUUGCGCUGGAGUGGAAGCCUGCGGAAUGGAUCGUCUCAAACCUGGAGUACUUGCAGAAACUGCUCGAGAAAUGUAUCCGUUCCGACAACCACGACAUCCAGGAGGCGCUGCAGAAGGUGCUGAACUUGAUUCUGAGCGCAAUCAACACGCAGGUGCCGGCCACCGAGGAGGAGCAGCCCGAGGAGGUGACGAACUUCCUUACCUUUUUGACCAACGUGAUCGCCGAAGAUCUGAAUAGCAUGAACUCUGUCGCGGCAGGGGUGACUCUGUCGUGGACGCUGGCGCAGUACAAGCCGGACGCGCAGAACGCGCAGAUUCCGCUGAUUAUGCGCACGCUCAGCAAGCUCGUGAAGGACCACAUUGCUAUAGCGAGCCAGAACAGACAGUUCAGCAACUCGGCCGAGCAGAGCGCGUACCAGACGGACUACGAGGCCAAGAUGACGACGAAGCUGCUGAAGAAGAUUUUGGAUUUCUCGAGCAUGCGUAUUUCCGUGCUUGGUGACCAGCGUCGCAUCUUCCUGUCGCUGCUGGUGCAACUGAUCGACCGGUCCGUCGACAAGAACCUUCUGAUGCGCAUCAUCAACAUUGCGCGCGGCUGGGUCUUUGCAAAGAACGAGCUCUUCCCGACUACCAAGGAGAACGCCGGCAUACUGUCCAAAAUGAUGGUGUUCGAGAUGAAGGGCGACUCAGAGCUGGCAAGAGCGUUCUACCAGAUCAUCAUCGACAUUUUCAAGGACCCCGCGCUCGCCGGCACCGAGCUGACCGUGCGCAUGGAGCAUCCGUUCCUCGUCGGCACGAAACUGUCCGACACGGGCGUGCGUCGCGAGCUGAUGAGCAUCUUGGACCGCUCGAUCGAGAAAGACCUCGACAAACGGCUCUUCUAUAUUGUGCGCGAACAGAACUGGGAGUACCUUGCUGAGUACCCAUGGCUGAACCAGGCUGCGCAGCUGCUCUACGGCAGCUUUGAUUUCGACCAUGUGCUGAAGUACACUGAUAACGAGUACAAACUUGCUGCUCUGGGCGACAUCGACGAGGCGCUGCCAAAACGCGGCACGGAGGAGCCUGCGGCUCGCGAGCCGAUCAAGGCGUUCGUCAGCAAGCACAUGGACUUCCUCAAGACGCACGUGCGGGUGCGUGCACGCGACGUGCUGGAGCCGCUGAUGGACAUCUCGUACCAGAGCCCAGAAACGAUCCACAACUCGUGGUGCACACUGUUCCCGAUCGCGUACGGCGCGAUCGACCACCGCAACAAGGCAGACUUCUUGCACUCGUUUGUGACGCUGCUGUCGAAGGACUACCACGUGCGGCAGCAGGACGGCAAGCCGAACGUGAUCCACACGAUGCUGGAGGCCGCAGGCAAGUGUGCGGAUCUGCAGCUGCCACCGCACCUCGUCAAGUAUCUUGGGCUGAAUUACGACGCCUGGUACUCUGGAGUGCGCAUUAUGGAGCAGAUCGAGACCAACCCCGUCACCGAGAACCAGAAAAUCAAAGAGACGAACCGCGACGCGCUCGUGGAGAUGUACUCGAACCUGCAGGAGGACGACAUGUUCUACGGGAUGUGGCGGCGUCGGGCCAAGUACUUUGAGACAAACUCGGCGCUGUCGUACGAGCAGAUCGGGCUAUGGGACAAGGCGUUGCAGCUCUACGAGAACGCGCAGAUCAAGGCGCGCAGCGGCGUGCUGCCGUACAGCGAGAGCGAGUACGCACUAUGGGAGGACAACUGGAUUCUGUGCGCAGAAAAGUUGCAGCACUGGGACAUCCUCACCGAGCUGGCGAAACACGAAGGGUUCACAGACCUGCUGCUCGAGUGCGGCUGGCGCGUGGCGGACUGGAUCUCCGACAGGGAGCCGCUCGAGCAGAGCGUCAAGACGGUGAUGGACGUGCCGACGCCGCGCCGGCAGAUGUUCCAGACGUUCCUGUGUCUGCAGGGCUACGCGCACAGCAAGGAGACGAUCCAGAACGUGACGCGGUACUGCGACGAGGGUAUCCAGCUGGCGCUGCGCAAGUGGCACUCGCUGCCGACAAGAAUCACGGGCGCGCACAUCUCGUUGCUGCACAUAUUCCAGCAGUACGUCGAGUUCAUGGAGGCGAGCCAGGUGUACCGCAGCCUCGCGACGACGACGGCGCAGAACCUGGACGUCAAGAGCCAGGAGCUCAAGCGCGUGCUGCAGGCGUGGCGCGAGCGGCUGCCCAACAUCUGGGACGACAUCAAUAUCUGGAACGACCUGGUCACGUGGCGCCAGCACGCGUUCAACGUGAUCAACAAGGUGUACAUGCCUCUGAUUCCUGCGCUGCAGCAGAACAACAGCAACAACAACUCGUACGCGUUCCGCGGCUACCACGAGAUCGCCUGGGUGAUCAACCGGUUUGCCCACGUCGCCAGAAAGCACAACAUGCCCGAGGUGUGCAUCAACCAGCUGACCAAGAUCUACACUCUGCCCAACAUCGAGAUCCAGGAGGCCUUCCUGAAGCUGCGCGAGCAGGCCAAGUGCCACUACCAGAACCCGGCCGAGCUCAACACCGGGCUGGACGUGAUCAGCAACACGAACCUCGUUUACUUUGCUGCGCAGCAGAAGGCCGAGUUCAUCACGCUCAAGGGCAUGUUCUUGGCCAAGCUGAACUCGCCCGACGAGGCGAACCAGGCGUUCGCCACGGCGGUCCAGCUCGACCUCAACCUGCCCAAGGCGUGGGCCGAGUGGGGCUUCUUCAACGAUGCCCGGUUCAAAGAGAGCAACGACAUCGCGUACGCCAAACACGCCAUCAGCUGCUACCUGCAGGCGGCAGGACUGUACAAGAACAACAAGGCGCGCCGGCUGCUGUGCCGCAUUCUGUGGCUGAUCAGUCUGGACGACGCCAGCGGCACUCUGGCGGAGACCUUCGAGUCGCACCAGGGCGAGAUGCCCGUGUGGCACUGGAUCACGUUCAUUCCACAGCUGCUCACGUCGCUGUCGCACCGCGAAGCACGGCUGGCGCGUCACGUGCUCAUCCGCAUCGCCAAGUCGUAUCCGCAGGCGCUGCACUUCCAGCUGCGCACCACCAAAGAGGACUUUGCCGUGCUGCAACGGCAGAUGACGCAGCGGCCGGACUCGAACGGCGACAACGCGCCAACGAGUCCCGAGGCGCUUGCGCAGCACCCAACGGGGGCUACGCCUGUGGGCAGCUCGUCGCCGGCGCCAGGGUCGACGCCAGGGGUCAACUCGCAGCCGUGGCAGCACGUUGAGGAGAUCAUGGGCAUUUUGAAGACCGCGUACCCGCUGCUGGCUCUGUCGCUCGAGUCGCUCGUUGACCAGAUCAGCCAGCGGUUCAAGAGCAGCCACGACGACGACGCGUACCGGCUCGUGGUGGCGCUGUACAACGACGGUGUGCAGUACUUCAACCGGCUCUCGAACCCGAAGGAGGACGCCAGGCUGCCGCCUGCCACGGAGGCCAACAUCAUCCGGUUCGCAGACACCGUGCUGCCGAAGCACAUCCGCGAGGAGUUCGACGUGGACAUCAUCAAGAGCAAGCCGAACCUCGAGACUUACAUCAGCAAGCUGCGCAAGUGGAAGGACUGUUUGGAGGAGAAGCUGGACCGCAGUUUCGGCAAGAUGAACAUGGAGCGCGUGUGUCCGCACCUGAGCCAGUUCCACCACCAGAAAUUUGAGGACAUCGAGAUUCCGGGCCAGUACCUGCUCAACAAGGAGACCAACAACCACUUCGUCAAGAUCGAGAGGUUUUUGCCGACGCUGGAGCUGAUUCGCGGCUCGACAGCGUGCUACAAGCGCAUCACGAUCCGCGGCCACGACGGCAGCCUGCACUCGUUUGCGGUGCAGUUCCCGGCCGCGAGACACUGCCGCCGCGAGGAGCGCAUUUUCCAGCUGUUCCGCAUCUUCAACGACGCGCUCUCGAAGAACGUGCAGGCCAGAAGACGCAACAUCGAGCUCACGCUGCCCGUGGCAAUCCCGCUCAGCCCACACAUCCGCAUCAUGAGCGACAGCGAGGACUACGUCAACAUGCUGAGCAUCUACGAGGACUACUGCCGCAAGAACGGGCUCAACAAGGACGAGCCGUUCGCGUACACGAUCGAGAAGCUGCAUGCCGCGUACGACCCGCGGCUGCCGAAGCCAGACAUCCUGAGCGUCAAGACAGAGAUCCUGGCCGCGAUCCAGUCGACGCUGGUGCCAAGCACCGUCAUGAAGGACUACUUCCUCAGGCACUACACCAGAUUCGAGGAGUUCUGGCUGUUCCGCAAGCAGUUCACGUCGCAGUAUGCCUCGUUCAUCUUCAUGACGUACAUGCUGUGCAUCAACUCCAGACAGCCGCAGAAAAUCCACAUCAACCAGAGCUCCGGCCGCGUGUGGACGUCCGAGAUGCUGCCGUACAAGGUGGCGAGCGGCAAGACACACUCGAACGCGUUCGCCAACAGCACGCUCGACGUGUCGGCGCAGCGCGCGGCGCCGCUGUUCUGCUCGCUGGAGAUGGUGCCCUUCCGGCUCACGCCCAACGUGCAGAAGCUGAUCGGCGAGGCCGGCAUGGAGGGCAUCCUGUCUGCGCACAUCAUGAUCAUCGCGCAGUGUCUGAGCGACCCGCAGUACGAGAUGGAGCACUUUUUGAGUCUUUUUGUGCGCGACGAGGUGGUCGCCUGGUUCACGCAGCAGCACAGACCCUCUGCGGGCGACCCGCACCUGCGCGAGAUCGUCAGGGUCAACGUCAACUACGUCACCAAGCGCGUGGCACAGCUCGGCCACAUGGAGGGCCAGGGCAUCGCGUCGCAGUUCAUCCUCAACCUCAUUGCGCACGCCGUCAACCCGCGCAACCUCGCCAGCACAGACACCCUGUGGAUGGCAUACAUGUAA
Messenger RNA from Ogataea haglerorum, 11103 nucleotides. RefSeq lists its product as uncharacterized. The transcript has a single exon. Lineage: Eukaryota; Fungi; Ascomycota; Pichiomycetes; Pichiales; Pichiaceae. Gene Ontology annotation, cellular component: SAGA complex; NuA4 histone acetyltransferase complex; nucleus. The record is from RefSeq and is a predicted model, not a curated record. Gene Ontology annotation, biological process: DNA repair; regulation of DNA-templated transcription. The coding region runs from base 1 to 11103 and encodes 3700 amino acids. Gene Ontology annotation, molecular function: transcription coregulator activity; protein binding.